Acyrthosiphon pisum (pea aphid) is the source of this 2148-nucleotide messenger RNA. Its product is annotated as serine hydrolase-like protein. Gene Ontology annotation, cellular component: membrane. The record is from RefSeq and is a predicted model, not a curated record. The transcript has a single exon. NCBI's taxonomy places the organism in Eukaryota, Metazoa, Arthropoda, Insecta, Hemiptera, Aphididae. Bases 190 to 1047 code for a protein of 285 amino acids.
UUCGAUGGUUUAAUAGUUUUAGAACGAAUAAAUAAAUAAACAAAUUAUAAUAAAUAGAAAAGGUUACCUAUCUAAUAAUUGUAUACAACACAAAAGAGUAUCAAACGGCGCUUCCAUCGAUCUAAUAUUCACUAUAAACUUAAAUACUAUCCCGUCCCCGCUAACAACAAAACCAGUGAACGUGUAUCAAUGUGUUUAAUUUCAGCCAAAACUUGGGGUCACUGUUCCGACGCCAGAGUACUCUGUCUCCAUGGGAUACAGGAUAACUGCGGUACGUUUGACAAGCUUAUCCCGUUGCUCCGUCGAGGCUUUUAUUACGUGUGCGUGGACACGCCGGGACACGGGCGGUCGUCGCAUUAUCCACCUGGUUUCCGGAUUACGUUGGAGUGUUACGUGUUGGCCGUCAAGCGGGUCGUCGACCACCUGAAAUGGGACCGAUUCAAGUGUAUCGGACACAGCAUGGGUGGCAUGAUCGCCAGUCUGUUCACGUCCCUGUACCCAGAACACGUCGUCAGCCUAGUGAUGAUUGACUGUGCAGGUCCGGUGCCCGUGCAUGCGCAGGACACGGUCAAGUGGCUGAGAAUGGUGUGCGAUGGUCUGCUGACGAUCGAGAGGAAGAUGAAAAGUGGAUCGCCGCCGUCGUACACCCGUGAACAGGCCAUCGACGUGCUGAUGACGAAACGGCCGUCCAAGUUGACCAGAAGUUCGGCAAACGUGCUCGUGGAACGGUCCCUGGUGGACCUUCCGGACGGACGUCAUGCGUUCAGCAUGGACCAGAGGCUCAAAGUGCACUACACCCAGACGCUCACGCCGAUUCAGUACAUGGCCAUAGUAAACAGCAUCCGGUGUCCCGUUUUACACUUGCGUGCCACGGACAACCCUCUGCAAAAGGAUCCAGGAAUUAAACUGUCGAGGAAGAUUUACAAGUCCAAUCCGAAUGUCCGUAUGGUCAAAGUAAACGGGAAUCACGACGUACACUUGAACCAUCCAGAAAGGAUAGCUGAUUUGAUCAAUACAUUUCUACUGUCCGAACGCAGCAAAAUUUAAUCUCGGAUAUGGUGCUGCUAUAUAACUAUAUAAGCGUACUUAUUAUAUUGUAAUAUUGUAUAAGGUGUGACUGGUCAGGUUUAGGGUUUUUUUUAUAUUCAUAAUUAUAUGUUUUUUUUUUAAAUUUAUAACGGUGAUUUGUACAAUAUAGCGUUAAGGAUAUAUUCGCAAAUACAAGGAGGGGGUCCGUGAAUCGUGUCGUUAGAUGUCCACUAUAAAAUUAUGAAUUAUGUUUUUGUUUUUAUUUAUUCAUAUUUUGUGAUUUCGUGAUCACCAGAGGAGUUUCCUGCAGGAUAAAAUUUCAAGACAGGCUCGGUUAUAAAGAAAGUGUGUACAAUAUAUACAUUUUUUUUAAAAGAAAUUUUUAAAAUGUACAGUCAAUCAUUAUAUUAACUAAUAACUAAUAUAUUUUAUAUUAUACGUUUUUAAUUUUUAUCAUAUAAUAAUACGGUUGUUGGCGAUUCGCGGAUACAUGUUUUUCAUAGAAGCGCUUGAGGAUCGCUGAUUAAUUUUAUUCAUAGAUAGAUUAUUAUUUAUUGUCCACAGCACAAAAUAUGAUUGGUACUUUCCUGUUAUACGAGACUACCCUGUUUUUUGACAACAUCACAAUCCUGUUAUCUAAGACUACCAAAAUUAUACUUUACUUUUAUAAGAGACUACAGCUAUUAUCGCAACUACCUAUCUUAGCUGAUAUUAUAGCUGAACGAUAUCCAUAAGCCGCGAUUAUAUUUAUUAUUAUAUUAUAUCUAUCAUUAUGUAUAUUAUUAGUUUUGGUAAUUGGUGUUUUACACGGAAAAUUUGGUACAUUACGAAUAAUUAUUGUGUAUUUAAUUUUUUUUUAUAUAAUUAGAAUGUGAUUUUUAAUUUAAUGUCAUUCCAGCAAUACAUAAAUUAUUUAUUGUUUUAUUUGUGGUUUUACCUUUUUGUAUUAUUAUUAUUAUUAUUAUUUUAUUGUUUUCCGUACGCCGCGGCAAAUCUAGCACUUUGGCGUGUACCGUGUAAAAUACAUUACAAAUAAUUAAUAAUAAUUUUAUUUAGCAAAACAAUAUACAUUUACACUAAUAUAUGAGAAUAAAAUUGGCUGCUACCAGUCGCAGAAUA